AUGAUGUCUGAUGAAUUCUUUAACAUAACUGUAGAUUUUGAAGGUUACAUCAUGAUAGAGAUAGAUAACAAAAAUGACAAAUUAUAUGGCAAUUAUUUUAUUGAGAUGAAAAUGGUUUAUUUGCCAGCUGUUGAGGUUGAAACAUACUUCUUUAAGUAUUUUGUCCAAUCAAAAGAAACUGAUUCUAAUAGCCUUCAAAACCUGGCUACUAAUAAUUUAUAAGAGCUUUGCUAUUGGUAAAAGGCACCACAAUAAAAAGUUAAUUCUAGAUUUAAUUUGUUGACUGUUGUGCUUUUAUAAACAUUCCUGAAUUAUAGUAUUCACUUCAGUUCAAAGGAUAUCCUUUUUAUGAAUAGAAUUUCAUACCAAGUACUUUUGCCAGUCAUGAUCAAGGAAUUUAUUGCACCCAUUAUUCUUAUUAUACGAACAAUACCCUCAUAAUUUCUUUAUGAUCAAUCCAAGCACAAUGCUGAAACUGAUGUUGAUAUAGGAAAUUGUAUUCUUAACUAUUCCUAUGAAUAUUGCUAGAAUGAGAGAAAAUUUUUUUAUCCCCCUACAAUUUAAAAUAAUGCUUUUUGCGAAGAAAUUGGACCUCUUGUUGUAUAGUCCUAACCUUUUAAUGUUGAUAAUAAAGGUGGCAUAGUACUAAAUGAUACAACUCGAAUACUAAAAACUUAUAGUUGUGACUAUGAUGCCAUGAAUGUGUAUUAUUAUAAGGUUUAUCAUGCUCAUUACCCAAAGUAAAUAUCUAUUUGGACUGUUUCAUUGAUUGGAUAUCCUGAAUACAGCUCAUCUUAGUAAAUAACAUUCUAUUUGAAAAAGACUGGUUUCCCAGUAAAUAGAGAUAUUGUAUUAUAUUUAUCAUGGGAAAAAUAUCCAACUAACUUAGUUAAGGUCAAAGUAAAUGUUUAAUAAGACAAAAACUAGCUUUCAAAUGAUACUGAGAAUUUGUCAGAAGAAGGCUAAUAGCGAGAAAUAGCAUCUCUUGGUUUUGAUGUAUCUUUAUAUAUUAAUCAAAAGGCUGGAGUAUAAAAUAAUGGUAAAGGAUUUCAAAUACUAUAUAAUAAUGCCACCAUCUCAGAGAUAACUUAAUAAGGAUUAAUUAAGAUAAAGUUUUCAGAUAGUUUAAAAUUUACAGAUUAAAAAUUUUAUUCAAUUAUUGAGUCCAAAGCUUUAAAAGUUAAAUACUACCCUAACUAGAAUAAUCAAUAUUACAACCCAAGUCUUUUUAAUUGGAAACUAAUUCUUAUUGAGGAAAAAAUCAUAUACAUUCAAUGCUACUUUAACAAUACAAGAUAUAUCUCUUAUGAUGUAAGUACAAUUGGAAUAUUCUUAAAAUAUUGA
This is a messenger RNA of Stylonychia lemnae, 1344 nucleotides long. Lineage: Eukaryota; Ciliophora; Spirotrichea; Sporadotrichida; Oxytrichidae. The record is from the annotation of a GenBank genome assembly.